Micropterus salmoides (largemouth bass) is the source of this 2369-nucleotide messenger RNA. RefSeq lists its product as uncharacterized. The record is from RefSeq and is a predicted model, not a curated record. Bases 288 to 2186 code for a protein of 632 amino acids. NCBI's taxonomy places the organism in Eukaryota, Metazoa, Chordata, Actinopteri, Centrarchiformes, Centrarchidae. The transcript has 15 exons.
AACAAUCUUAUAUCCAGGAAAGUACAAUAGCCACUGACAGCUUUUACACAAGUUGUUAAAAAACAUUUAUAUACGUUUAUGAACAUUUCCGCGCUACAGGAUAGUGGUUGUUCCUCGCGCACCUCAGCUUUAACGUCAGUUAGUUAGGAUAGAUAAACGUUAGGUACAUAAGUCAGCUACUUAGCAAACACUUACCCGUGUAACGUUACUGUGAAGUUUCACACUCGCGUUAUCUAACGUUAUAGGCCAAGUUUUCAUUGGUUCUCUGACAGUUAUAGCCGUUGAAAAUGAAUUGGGUUGGGGGUUCAAGGAGCCGGUUAGUGAUGAAGAAUGAUGCGAAAAGGCAGAGGGAGUUUUUUGAAAAGAUAAAAAUGCAACAGAAAUUGAAAAACCUGGGAAUUGCUUUGCCAGCCUCCCCUCGAGGCACUAGUUCUGGUAGUAUGGACCUGGUGACUCUGUUCAUCGUCAACCAGAUUGCUGCUAAGAAAGAAAAUAAAGAUCCUCCUAAAAUGGCAGUUCUUGGCAGCUAUAAAGGAGGAUCGAAGCAUAGGAGAAAUGAGCCCCUUGUACUCCCUAUGAGCCCCUGCUCUCCAUCACAGCUCAGUCUUGUUGAGAGCCAGCCUGAGUGCAGUGUUCAAGGAGCAGGAAAGAGAACGCAUGUAAUUCCACAAGGGUUCAAGUGUCGGCAGCUGUCGCCAGUGCUGGAGUCUGCUUUCUCAGACAUCAGUGCAUCUGACUACCUGCCACCCAUAACUGACACCGUCAGCCCCUUGUCCUACACCUCAUCAGCUUCCUCAGCCCAAGGAAUAUUCCCCCGACAGCUGAAUGUCCAACAGAGAAGCCAGGCGCCCUGCUCCCCUCCUCACUGGGACACCUCAGGGCUGGUGCAGACCAAGUUUCAGCCUUUCUCCCAUCCCAGAGUUAUGACAGACUGUAUCCCCUGGUCCUAUGGAUCAAACCCACCCCUCUACCAACCGGAGACACCGUCAGCAGCCCAAGUCCUGUUCAGAAGUCCAGAGCCGGGUAACACAGAGUCUAGCGGCCACGCAAGACACGAGGUCACCUUCUCUCUAAGUCCCCCGGAGGACAGGGAGGGGAUAUUGGAUUUCACCCUCAAUCAAUCAGAAACAAAGCAGCAGUUUGAGGAAGAUGUCUUCAGGGGCUUCAGUACUGAUGAAUGUGAAAGAGAAGCUUCUCAUUUUGGGAGAGUAUCAUCAAAAAUAUAUCUCAAAGAUGAAACACCGGCCAAAUCUUCAACACCACAAACCGUCCCUGACUCACAGAGCAUGGGAGUGGAGCUCUCCAACUGCACUGACAUGGACUUUUCAUGUCUUGAACACAACAAUGGCCUCAUGAAUGGCAGUGACUAUUCGUCAAGCUACUCUUGUGGAACAGGUUACGUCAGUUCAGACUCAAAUGAUGAUGAAGAAUGCUGUUUGCCAUGUCUCCAGGCUGCCUCUUCAUAUAUGGACCAAGCCUGUUGUGCAGAUAGCCUCAAUCCAAACCUGGUGCCAGAUAAAGCCUUAGGAAGCAAUAGCACACAGACGGGAAGCAACACAGCUCAGUUUGAGUCUCCUCAAGCUCUAGCUCAAACUCAGGUCUCAGAGCUGUGCAAAUGCAAGAAAACAUCCCAUGAAACUCAAGAUGUGGGAACUCAAACUGCUGACAGCCCCACAGCUGAGACAUGUGAUGCCGCGACUCAGUGCAGCCUUGUUGUAGAAAGCACAACCAAAGCCACUGGGUUCAACUUGUGCCUACCACCUGUUGAAGUGUCAGUACCGAAUCCAGCCACAAAGAGGCAGACUGAUACUGCUGCAGAGCCAAAUACACACACACCUUUACCGGGAAAGGCCAGUAUCGGAGGGAAGCAUAUGCCCUGGAGCAAGAAGAAAUUUUGGGCUGCUCCCCUAUCAGGCAGUGAUAGCAAAGUGAUCCUAAAGAUACCCAUACACCCCUGUCUAGAGGCUCAGAGCAUGACGGAUGGCAGAGGUAAAGAGAAUCAAGAGGGCAGAGAUGAGAGGGGGCAACAGGAAAAUGGCCGUCUGAUGAAAGUCCUCUCAAGUGAAGUGAGGGAGGAGGUCACAUCUGCCGCCAGAGUUGACAGGCUCUCAGAUGAGGCUGAAACACUUCAGGAAAUAGCCGACAUUUUGCUCUUGCUCAAGCAGAGGAAGGGGGAGGGAUGGUAAGGAAGGAAGGCAGAUGAAUGAAAGCAGCAGGAAAUAAGAAAACAUGCCUGUUCUGUGCAUGUUUUUUUAAUUCAAAGCAUUAUUUAAUUGUUCUAAGCAGAUAAAGCAAAUAAAAUAUUCAUAGUGUUUGAUCAAAGUGUUAUAAUCGAGACACACUGAAAUAAAGCCAGAAAGCGUUACUCU